AAAGCAGAGCACAACAUAAAACACUUCAAAGUUCGAAAGAGCGAAACAGAGGCAUAUUAAUAUGGAUACGAUCAAGUCAUUUAAGGGGUACGGCAAAGUAGAUGAGGUGGAGCAGCGAGCCUUUCAGAAGAAGACACGUAAGCGCAUUAUAAUAAUCGUAGUCUCCUCCAUCGUCCUAAUAGCGGUGAUCAUCGCCGCGGUUGCAGGGAUCGUGAUACACAAGCGCAACACCUCGUCAUCACCAUCCUCCGACUCGCUCCCCCAAACUGAGUUAACCCCAGCCGCGUCUCUCAAAGCGGUUUGCAGCGUGACUCAGUACCCUAACUCGUGUCUCGCCGCCAUCUCCUCCCUCCCAAACUCCAACACCACCGACCCGGAGCUUCUCUUCAAGCUCUCGCUACGCGUCGCCAUUGACGAACUCUCGAAGCUUUCUACCUUCUCUUCCAAGCUUCGCGCCAAUGCCGGCAACGACACGCGCCUCCAGAAAGCAAUCGAUGUUUGCGCCGCCGUACUCGACGACUCGCUCGACCGACUCAACGACUCGAUCUCCUCUCUCGGAGUCGCUGGCUCCAGGAAGAUGAUUUCUCCGGCGAACACUAACGACGUCGAGACCUGGCUCAGCGCCGCCAUCACGGAUCAGGACACAUGCCUGGACGCUCUCGGAGAGCUUAACUCCACCGCCGCUCGCGGCGUGCUCCGGGAACUCGGAACCGCAAUGAAGAACUCCACGGAGUUCUCGAGUAACAGCUUGGCCAUCGUGACGAGGAUCCUAGGGUUGCUGUCGAAGUUCGAAGCGCCGAUCCACCACCGGAGGUUGCUAGGGUUCCCGGAGUGGUUGGGCGCAGCGGAGCGGAAGCUGCUGGAGGCGAAGAGUAACGAAACGAAGCCGGAUGCGGUGGUGGCGAAGGACGGUACCGGACAGUACACGACGAUUGCGGAGGCGCUGAAGUUGGUGAAGAGGAAGAGCGAGAAGAGAUUCGUGGUUUACGUGAAGGAAGGGCGUUACGAGGAGAACAUCGAUUUGGAUAAGCAUACGUGGAAUGUGAUGAUCUACGGUGACGGAAAGACCAAAACCGUCGUCUACGGUGGGCGGAACUUCAUGGACGGCACUCCCACUUUCGAAACUGCCACUUUCGCUGUUAAAGGCAAGGGAUUCAUUGCCAAAAACAUAGGAUUUGUGAACACUGCAGGUGCAUCUAAGCACCAGGCUGUGGCAUUGAGAUCUGGCUCAGAUCGCUCUGUGUUCUACAGAUGCUCAUUUGAUGGCUUCCAGGAUACCCUCUAUGCCCAUUCAAACCGCCAGUUCUACCGUGAGUGUGACAUUACAGGCACCAUAGACUUCAUAUUUGGCAAUGCAGCUGUUGUGUUCCAAAGUUGCAAAAUAAUGCCUAGGCAACCUCUAUCAAACCAGUUUAACACCAUCACAGCUCAGGGCAAAAAGGACCCCAAUCAGAACACUGGAAUUAUAAUCCAGAAAUCAACCAUCACUCCCUUAGAUAAGGACAAUCUCACAGCUCCCACAUACCUUGGUAGACCAUGGAAAGAUUACUCCACCACUGUUAUCAUGCAAUCUGAUAUUGGGUCAUUCUUGAAACCAUCUGGGUGGAUGAGUUGGGUCUCCAAUGUGGAUCCUGCUAAUACCAUUUUCUAUGCUGAAUACCAGAAUACUGGGCCUGGAGCUGAUGUUUCUCAGAGGGUCAAAUGGGCUGGUUAUAAGCCCACUCUCACGGACAUUGAGGCUGGGAAGUUCACAGUGCAGUCCUUUAUCCAAGGGCCUGAGUGGUUGCCAGAUACUACUGUGGAAUUUGACUCUACCUUGUGAUUUUAAUAUGGGCCAGAGAAAAAUAUAGCGUCGAGUCAUCAACUGCUGAUAAUAUUUUUCUUGUCUUAAUCACACCCUUGUAACUUGUAUUACACACUACACGCAUUUUUUGACCUCUUUUUCAAUGGUUUGUAAAAUUCUUCUAGUUAUUACGGCUUGGAAAAUUAUUUCAAAUGCCAAAUUUUUUUAAAAAAAUUAGCAUAUUGACUCCAGGGGAAGCUACUAUUU
Abrus precatorius (Indian licorice) is the source of this 2050-nucleotide messenger RNA. Its product is annotated as pectinesterase 3-like. Lineage: Eukaryota; Viridiplantae; Streptophyta; Magnoliopsida; Fabales; Fabaceae. Gene Ontology annotation, biological process: cell wall modification. The record is from RefSeq and is a predicted model, not a curated record. The transcript has 2 exons. Bases 62 to 1822 code for a protein of 586 amino acids. Gene Ontology annotation, molecular function: pectinesterase activity; pectinesterase inhibitor activity.